AGUAAAGAAGAAGAGCUUCUUGUUGUCUUCCGGUGUGAAGCUUCACGUGGGAAAGAAGAGAAGCACGAGCGCAGCAGCCUUGAAAAUACCACAAAAAAAGGUUAAAAAAUGACGCAUUUAGACGGAGUAGUGAAACCAAAGACGAAACGCUCGAAGCGUUUCCUGGAGAGCCGAGCUCCCAAACUGGUUGAAGAUGUGAAAAGCACCAUGAUCAUGAAAGGAGGAAACACCAGUCAGACCGUCACUACAGCCCUCAAAGAUAUAUAUUCCUUGAAGAAACCAAAUGCUGUCCUUUACAAAAAGAAGAAUAUUACUCGGCCUUUUGAGGACUCCACAUCCCUGGAGUUUUUCUCCAAGAAAACGGACUGCUCUCUGUUUUUGUUCGGCUCCCACAACAAGAAACGACCCAACAACUUCAUAUUUGGUCGAAUGUUUGAUUUCCAUGUCCUGGAUAUGUUUGAACUUGGUAUUGAGAAGUUUGUCUCCCUGAGUGAGAUCAAGACUACCAAGUGUCCUUUAGGAACCAAACCCAUGCUCGUGUUCGCCGGGGAACUUUUUGACACGGACAACGAAUAUAAGCGACUGAAGAGCCUGCUGAUAGACUUCUUCAGAGGCCCCACCGUGUCGGCGGUGCGUCUCGCCGGUUUGGAACACGUCCUGCACUUCACAGCCCUGGAGGGAAAAAUCUACCUGCGCAGCUACAGGUGUCUGUUAAAGAAGUCUGGGUGCCGCACGCCGAGGAUCGAGCUAGAGGAGAUCGGGCCGUCGUUCGACUUCGUGAUGAGGAGAACACACCUGGCGUCAGACGACCUGUACAAGCUGGCUCACAGACAGCCCAAAGCCCUGAAGCCAACGAAGAAGAAGAACAUUUCCAGCAAUGUGUUCGGUACCACAUUUGGCCGGGUUCACAUGCAGAAACAGGAUCUGUCCAAGCUGCAGACACGCAAGAUGAAGGGCCUGAGGAAGAGGAAGGGGGAGGUGGUUGAUGAAGGCCAGGAACCCAAAGCGGCCAAAGUGGAGAACUGAAGCUCAUGGACAGUCGGUUCGUUUCGCUCCCUCAGAGCCUCGCUGCACGGCGGCGGGAGAGCAGCUCCUGGCCGGGCAGACAUGGCGGCUCUUUGUCGUGUGACCCUCUGGAUGUUCUGAAACAGCCGGUCGGUUCUGAUGAAGCUCCAACGGCACCAGAGAAUCAACAAAUCAUCCGUUAUUGAUCACAUUUCAGUCUGUUUCUGUAUACAAAGCUGAUCAUCCUGUAAAUGAGAACAAUUAAAAUAUUUUU
Messenger RNA from Cyprinodon variegatus (sheepshead minnow), 1279 nucleotides. It is a transcript of the gene rpf2, whose product is annotated as ribosome production factor 2 homolog. The coding region runs from base 109 to 1026 and encodes 305 amino acids. NCBI's taxonomy places the organism in Eukaryota, Metazoa, Chordata, Actinopteri, Cyprinodontiformes, Cyprinodontidae. Gene Ontology annotation, biological process: maturation of LSU-rRNA from tricistronic rRNA transcript (SSU-rRNA, 5.8S rRNA, LSU-rRNA); ribosomal large subunit assembly. Gene Ontology annotation, cellular component: nucleolus. Gene Ontology annotation, molecular function: rRNA binding. The record is from RefSeq and is a predicted model, not a curated record. The transcript has 10 exons.